AUGGCACCUGAGCCUCCUGGUUAUUUGGCACCUCUGUCUUCCCAAAUGGCGGAUUCUGUGUUCACUGACCAGAGGAAGAGCACCAGCCAUCAAACACCAUCCACCUCGUGGUCCAGGAGACCACCGGCCAAACGCUCUCGCAGAGACGUAUAUGCGAAGGGCCCUUUGCUGGGACGAGGUGGAUUCGGCUCUGUGUUUGCUGGGAUCCGCAGGUCUGAUGGACUGCCAGUGGCCAUCAAGUACGUGUCUAAGAACCGGACGCACACCAGACUGAAAGUUGACGGUCAGGGUCGUGUGCUGCUGGAGGUGGCAUUGAUGACCCGCGUCACUUCAGCUCCUGCCUGCCCCAGUGUCCUGCAGCUGCUAGACUGGUUUGACUGUCCCAGAUGCUACGUCCUGACACUGGAGCAUCCGGCUCCAUGCCAAGAUCUCCAGAGCUUCUGUGAGGAGAACGGCUGUCUGGACGAGCUUCUGGCCAAGAAAGUGCUGGUGCAGCUGAUCGCGGCGCUGAAACACUGCGAGAGCCGUGGUGUCCUGCACCGGGACAUCAAGCCAGAGAACCUGCUGAUCUCCAUAGAGUCCCAGGACAUCAAGCUGCUGGACUUUGGCUGUGGAGAUCUGCGGAAGUACUCGGCCUACAAAUACUUUGCUGGCACUCCUGCAUAUGCUCCUCCAGAGUGGUUCCGCAGACAUCGCUAUGAUGCGACUCCAGCUACAGUCUGGUCAGUUGGAGUGACUCUCUACAACAUCCUGUGUGACUGUUUCCCCUUCAGAGGUGCACAGAGGGUCACGUCCAGAAGCAGACUGAUCUUCCCUAGAAGGCUGUCAACAGAGUGCCAUCAGCUGAUUCGCUGGUGCACCAGCAGAUCGGCCCAGUUUAGAUGA
This is a messenger RNA of Danio aesculapii, 885 nucleotides long. It is a transcript of the gene pimr47, whose product is annotated as Pim proto-oncogene, serine/threonine kinase, related 47. Gene Ontology annotation, molecular function: ATP binding; protein serine/threonine kinase activity. Gene Ontology annotation, cellular component: cytoplasm. The record is from RefSeq and is a predicted model, not a curated record. Bases 1 to 885 code for a protein of 294 amino acids. Lineage: Eukaryota; Metazoa; Chordata; Actinopteri; Cypriniformes; Danionidae. The transcript has 6 exons. Gene Ontology annotation, biological process: protein autophosphorylation; negative regulation of apoptotic process; regulation of mitotic cell cycle.